Messenger RNA from Adineta ricciae, 32970 nucleotides. The record is from the annotation of a GenBank genome assembly. Lineage: Eukaryota; Metazoa; Rotifera; Eurotatoria; Adinetida; Adinetidae.
AUGCUGAACAAGUUCGAUUAUUUACCAGGUUCAUGCGAGGGAGAUUUUAAAUUUAUUCAAAGCGAAUGUCGAGUUCAAUGGACUGACGGUAAAACAUUCAUCUAUUCAACCAAUACUAUCCAUCCGCGACCAUCAUUCUUGUCACCGAUAGCGAAAUUACUUCGCUAUGCGCAUCACCAACAGGAGAACAUCGAAGAUUCAGAAGCCCAAAAGCCUUGGAGUUUAUUAUUACAAACAAUUCAUCAAACAAUUACAUCAUAUUUGGGAGAUGCAACAACGAGCGAUGCUAUCAGCGAUUUCUUCGUCUAUUUCCUGACUGACAACGAUGAACAAAUACGAAAUAUGGGUGGCAAACUUCUCACAACAUUCGUCCACGAACUACUCAUAUCAAGCGAUGAAAAUCUCCCUCCGUUAAUAUCCUGUUCAAUCCUAGAGAAGAUUCUCCAAUCAAUGAUAAAUCAUGAGCAAUAUACAAUCAACGAAAGCCUGUUGAACCAAUGUUUACAGCCGUCGUUAGAAUGGUCCAUCAAUGAUUUAUGCUCGUUACUAACCGUGUUAGCUGUGAAAUCAAUGCAAACAGCAGACCAUUGGAUACAAUAUUUCAUUAAUUUAAUGAAUUUGAACCGAGAACAAUGGAUGUCGUCAUCAAUAAAGACAAAUCCAAGUUUUCUCGAGUUCUGUCGGCAAAUUCCAGCGUCAUUAUUCACACGAUUGUUCGAACCGAUGAUGCGAGACUCAUUUCAUGUUCUCAAAUUCAUCAUUAUCAACUGUAAAAAAGAUUGGAUUAAAGUCCUAUUGGAAAUCAUCGAUACACAAAUGAAAGACAAUCGCCUACAAGAAAAUCUUCAUGAAUUAUUAAAAGAUGCUCGAUUACAUGCAUUUGGCGAUUGGAAAGUCGCAUCAACGUUCGAUCUUUUACUUUCAUUAAUCAAACUAACCACAGACAAAUACCCAUUAUUGCUCUCCGAAUUUCUCCUUCUCUUGGAGAAAGUCUUCGACGGACAACUAAGUCCGAGAAACUUCAACAUUCCGUCAACAAUUCAACCGAUGGCUAAUAUUCUUAAUUUAAUAUUUUCCAAUGACAGCUUUCUUUGCAAUUCCACAAUUCGUCGCAGUAUUCUUCUAUCAACCACAUCGAUUCUUCUUCAUCUAAUCGAUCACAUGAAUUUGCAAGCAUUUGUCAUGAAUACCGAUGAUAUGAAACAACUGAUUCAAUCGACAAUAUUCUGCUCGAUCAAUUAUAAACAAACGUUACGUUUGUUCAAUUAUAUCCUUCGAUUAAAACAACAAAUUUUGAUCAAAGAUUGGUUCGAACAACUACUAACCUUAGCAUUAUCAACAAAUGAUAAUCUCUCAGACGAUGAACGACCAUCAACGGUUCACCUCAACCCAUCGACAAUAACCGAACUCAUCGGUAUGUACACGUAUGAAAUGAUUGAACUAUUACAUGAGAAACUCGAUCAUACAAGAAAUUUGAUUUGCUUAACCACAUUCAAUUUUCUGUCGACUUUUAUUCAACAAUGUUUACCUACGUGUAUUCAAUGUUUGCUACAUAGAAAUGCUCGUAUACGUAUAUCGAUUGCACGAUUGGUAGGCCGAGCGCUGAAUAUGCAAUCGGGAGAUCUUAUCAAACUUCUACAAAGUUUACAAGAUUCAACUGAUGAACGAAUUGACUUAACAACGGACACGUCAUUAAACGUAAUGAGCGAUCAACAGCAAGCGGUUGCGCAUAUACAUACGACGCCAGUGUAUCUUCUCGAGCGUGAAAAGAAACGUUCGAAGUCUCAAAUACCUUUCCGUACAAUUAAACAGUCAGAUUUUGGUUUAUUAUCAAAACAUUUGAAAGCGUUAACACAUGUCGAGGAUGCAUCAAACACUAACGCAGCAGAUUUCGAUGCGAUUAAAACAUCGUCUGCUGUUCUCGAGCGCUUAAAUCCUGUUCUAGAACAGCCAGCUCAGUGGGUUAAAGUCGAAAACAAUGAAACACAACCCGUCGUGGUUCAUCCGAAUUUUCGCAUCGUCGCAACGAUGUCGCCGCCAACUGGUCGCUUACAAAAUGCUUCAAUUGAAACCAAUCACGAACUUUCACCAGCUCUAUACAAUCGAUUUUUGAUUAUUUUUUAUCAAGGCUUGAAUUUAUCGUCGCCGGACGUUUAUAAAAACUUGUUCACAGCAUACUUGCCAACCAAUGAAAUACAACUGAUUGAUACGCUUUGUGAGAAACUUCGCUCGGAGCAAUUAACCCCGCGACAAUUGGUUCAAUUUAUUGACUGUGCAUUCAAAUUACAACAUUCACGAGUCGUCACAGAACACAAAAUCGAUUUACCCUCGGUUUUACUCUCCGCUUACGAACUUGUCUUCAGUAGUGAUUCCAACAAACCAUUAGCAUCACCGGUUAAACUAUACCUAGAAAAAGAAGCCCAACAUGGUUCGAUAAAUUUCUUCAAUUUAUCUGUUUCUGAAAAAGCACGUAAAGAACAUCGCGAACAUAUCAUUGAUCCUGACAAAACACCAACACGAUACGACGCUGCAAAACGCCUAUGCGCAUCGGUGAUUUGCUCACGUCCAGUCCUUCUCGAAGGUCCGGCUGCCACGGGUAAAACUAGUUUAGUCGAAUACUUAGCACACUGUGACAACAAAAAACUCUACAGAGUUAACAAUACCAAAGGUACGACUAUCCAAGACUAUUUUGGUUCGUAUAUGCCGAAUGGCGAAUUUUUGAAUGGCGCGCUAUCUAGUGCAAUGCUUCGUGGUGAUUGGUUUGUUGCCGAUGAGUUCGAUUUAGCUGAGCCAGCUGUCAUGAAUGUUUUGUAUCCGAUUUUAGAGGGACAAAAAUGUCUCACCGUACCAAACACUGGCCAGACUCUAGUUGCGCGGGAUGGAUUUCGAUUUUUUGCAACACAAAACGGUACAAGUUAUGUCGGACGAAAACAGCUACCAAAAACAUUACGUUCAAGAUUCUUAGAAAUACAAUUUCACUCUUUUACAGAAAACGAAUUGCAAUUCAUUAUUGUCCAACGUAAAUCAACGUCCACCGCUCCGAAAUCAUCGACAGUAUUCGAUGAAGAUCUGGAAAAAGUCGCACCACAGAUAGCAUCAAUGGUUAAAAGUCUCAAUCAACAAAUCGACGAAAAGCAACUACCGAUCCUAGGCGCACCGAAACUCGGUCUAACAAUGCGUGAAGUUAUCAAAUGGAUUAAUCGAAAACAACGAAAGAUCGAUGUCGAUUGGGAUGAGCACGCACUAAGAUUAUUAGAAUCACGUGUACCAAAAAAACAUAGUACUGCAUUCAUCACGUGUCUUCAAACUUCAUUUCCACAUCUGAUAGAUUCACCAUCUCAGGUGAAAAUCGAAGGAAAUAAAAUCUCGCUGAAUCGACCAUCUCGUCUACCAAUAUCGUACACUUUUACAGAUUUCGAUGCAGCUAUUCAUUUACAAUUGGCAUCAGCAUCGCAAAAUUUGCUCCUGGCACUUUGGCGUGUGUUCGCUGCUGCUGAACAGCACGAACCAGUUCUUCUACUAGGGCCAACUUGUUAUAAAUCUGAACUAAUCAAAAUCUGGUCGAAAUUGAUGGCAAAGGAGUCCGAAGUUUGUGUUAUAAACUGCUCAACAUCAACUGAAACAAAUGAUCUGAUCGGAUCGAUCAGACCUUAUACACAUGCCGAUGCAUUGAGUUUAUUAUUGAACUGUUUAAAUCAACUGUAUGAACGUGCGAAAAAGAAUCUCUCAAGUGCUUCUCCAGCAGACAUUGAAAGUUUUUCUCAAUUUCGUACAAAUUGUGAUGAACUUGCAAUUGACGUCGAUAAAUUUAUCAGCGAAACUAAAAAACAACCGGGUAAAAGAGCCGUUCGACAACGUCCGACAACAAAGCUUACCGAACAACCCCCUGGACCUGCUGUGGAAUCUGAAGAUACUGAAAUUGAUUGCGAAUUAGAUGAAUUGAAUAAUUAUACACCUCUGCCAACAUCUAGUUUACCCCCAAGGUCAAUAGCAACAGCAGAACAAUUGAGCAGCACAAAGAAUCGUCCCUCUAGUGACGACGAUGACGACGGUCAAUAUUUCGAAAAAGUUUAUCAUACCAAAGACGUUGUUGAUAUGAUGGCUAAUGGUGAAGAUGAAGAUGAUCCAUUUGCCGUGCCGCACAUCGCUGAAGAUGAAGGAGAAGAAGUUGAUCCUUUUAGCACUGUCUCCGCAAAUGCUACCGAAGAAACAGAAGACAACGAGGAAGAAGCUGAUCCUUUUAGCACUGCCCCUACAAACGUUCCUCUGACAUCAGAUAAAGAAGAGGAAGCUGACCCAUUCAGUAUACGACAAUCAUCACAGUUAUCAGCUGAUCUCGAAAUUAUAGACUUUUUCAAUGGAAUGCAGUUUGAUGAUCAAUCAACAAUAUACUCCUCGACUUCUUCAUCAGGAACGAACGGCAAUCCUAUUGCUGAGGCGUAUGAAUCAAUUAAAAACCGACUGGAGAUAAUAACGUCUAGUCUCGAUGGUAUAUGUCACGUUGGGUCGAAGGAAAGUGGUCUUUUGUUAAUCAAAGUUCGUUGUGAAAGUAUAAUUAACGAAAUUGAACGUGCAAUUCAGCAAGGCAAAUCGAAUAUCUUCUUAUUUCAAGAUGGUCCUGUUACAAGUGCUGUCAAAGAGGGUAAAGUCUUAGUUUUAGAGGAUAUUAACGAACCAUCCCAAGCUGUCAUCGAACGGCUGAAUAGUUUAUUCGAAACUGAACCGUCAUUUAUUCUCUAUGAAGAUUUUACUGCCCAAGGAUCGAAAACAACUGCAAUCGAUCCGNUUGAACGUGCAAUUCAGCAAGGCAAAUCGAAUAUCUUCUUAUUUCAAGAUGGUCCUGUUACAAGUGCUGUCAAAGAGGGUAAAGUCUUAGUUUUAGAGGAUAUUAACGAACCAUCCCAAGCUGUCAUCGAACGGCUGAAUAGUUUAUUCGAAACUGAACCGUCAUUUAUUCUCUAUGAGGAUUUUACUGCCCAAGGAUCGAAAAUAACUGCAAUCGAUCCGCAACGUGCGAAAUUUCCGAUUUUACCAACAUUCCAAGUCUUCGCUACAGUACACACCGAUGAAAAGACCGAAAAUCGUCUACAACUAAGUGCAGCCACGCGUUCACGAAUGACAGAAAUUCGUGUUCAACCCUACGAUAACAGCGAAUUGAAACAGUUGGCAAUCAAAUCAGCGAUGAAUAAAUCUCUAGAGAAACACAACCAGAAUGAAAUCACGAAAGUUAUCAAUAUUUUAGCUGAUGAUCUUGCCUUACAGCUUGCUCAAACAAUGAAAAUCGAUUCCUUGGACUCGCGUCAUUUUGUUCGAUUUGGUGAAUGUUUAGGUUUACACGCCGAGCAUAUGCCGGCUGCACAAGCAGCUGCUAUUUGCGUGAAAUUUCUCUUUCUUGACAGCGUUGUUGAACCGAAAAAAACCAAGAAUUCCAAUAUUGAUCCAUCCACUAAAAUCUGGCAUAAAGUCUUGACCGCAUUCAAAUGUGAGAUGAAUUUUCUGUCAACCGAUGAAAAGGAUUCGACGAAUGAGAAUUCUGAGCAAGUGACUGUUUUUGCCGAUUUAAGUAAAUGGUGCUCGAUCGAAGAUAUGACAAUCAUCGAUCCGGAAACAAAACACCCGCGGGCACAUUGGGGUUUAAGAUUGAAAUCAAAUAAUUUAAUCGCACCAUUUGCACCAAAAGUACAAUCACGACCUGAAAAUCUUUCGUUUGGUCUUGCACUAACGAAAUCAGUAUUGAAUAACAUUUCACGAAUCGUAUUUUCCUUACAUUCAUCCAAUCGACAAUUGCUCGCUGGGCCACCCGGUGUCGGAAAAACGAAGAUUAUCCAAGUUUUAGCUGAAAUGUUAGGCUAUGAAGUUGUUCGCAUUAAUUUUAGCAGUAAUACUACGUUCGAAGAUCUAAUUGGGUCGUUUGUACCGCGUGUGGUCAAUGGUCAACGAGUGUUUGAGUUUCAAGAAGGUCCACUGUGUACCUCGUUGAAGAAGAAUCGUCGAAAUACGGUUAUUCUACUCGAUGAAUUGAAUUUGGCACGAAAAGAAUUGUUAAAUCAGCUGAUGCCAUUAUUUGCCAACGAGAGUCAACUGUUUAUUCCAGCAUUAGCCAAAUCUAUUCCGAUCGAUGGAUCAAUUAUUGUAGCGGCAAUGAAUCCAGCAUCGAUCGGCGGCGGACGAGAGAAACUACCUCGAUCAACUCAAGCACACUUUAUUCAAGUUCAACUGUCAACCUUCGAUGCACCUGAGCUAAUGAAUAUUACAAUCAAACUAUUAUCCGGUCAUUUGAUGGCGGGUUAUCUAACCGGACCCUUAGUGGAAAAAAUCAAUAUAUUUCAUUUUGAAAUCGGUGAAAAAGCUCGAUUAAGACAAAUCGGACGAGUGGGCGGACCAUAUGACUUUAAUCUUCGUGAUAUCGAGAAAUUAUCGCAAUUGAUUGGAGCGCUUUCUCUGACGCAUCGUGCGCAUAUGAAUCUUUCCGAGGAAGUCAAACCAACAAAUCAAACUGAUGACGAAAAUCUGCGUCGAAUCGAAGAACAAAAUAUCAUUCGUAGCUUGCGGGUUUAUCUUGACAUUGUUUAUGCUUCUCGAUUCGAAAGUAUUCAAGAUCAGGAUGAGGUACGUGAUAUGAUUAAAAAGAGGUUUCCAUUGGACACAAAUCCGACUAGUUCAAUAGCUCAGAACCAAACAGAACUGAUUGAUAGUGAUUUAAAUUUGCAAGGUUAUGUCCGUCUCGGAUUCGUCUAUAUUGAGAAAAAGGAAUACCAGUCAGUUUAUCGACCUUUAAUUCACAGUCAACGAACAUUAGAAAAACUACAAUUAUUAGCAGCAGCAACAGUCAGUAAAGCAACUGUCUUAAUCGAAGGUGGUGAUUGCUCAGGAAAAACUGCACUUGUGUGCGAACUGGCGCGAUUGUGUGGUCGACGAUUACUUGUUUUAAAUUUAAAUCAUGAAACAACAACUUCCGAUUUACUUGGCUCAUGGACAGUCAUUAACAAGCAAUCAUAUGAAAAAAGGCGAAAGCAAACUAGCAAACAAUUGCUCAGCGAUAUUGUUCGUUUUGCAUUAGCAGUUCUUAUUCCAUUAUCACAAAGAUUUUAUGAAAUCGAACAACUCAUUCGAACCAUUACACGCUUGAUCCAUCAGUGGGAACACGAAAAUACUGACCAAGCUCAAGAUGCAUUUCAACAAUGUCGUUCAUUUUUGGAACACGAAUUGAAACAGGCGGAUGAAGUUCAUGGACAAGCGAUUGUAGAAGAAAUAGAGAAAUAUUUGAAUACACUCGAUCAAGUUGAAGAUGAAUUUAAAUUGGUCAAAAAUCUUGGUGAAGGGUUAACAUUCACAUUCAAUAAAGGGCCAUUGAUCCAAGCAAUGGAACGUGGAGAUUGGAUUCUAUUCGACAAUAUCAAUUGCGCACGUGGAGAUGUUAUUGAACGUCUCAAUUCCUUAGCUGAAGCUGAUCCCACAUUGACUCUAUACGAGUCAUCAGAAGCAGAAGAAUACAGCCGUGGCAACGGUAUACAUAAAGAUUUUCGCUUAUUUGCUAUCGCCAAUAAUAAUCGUAAGAUGGCAAAUAAAUUAUCCAGUGCUUGGCGAAAUCGAUGUUUAAUUAUUCGAAUGCAGCCAUUGGAUAAUCAAUUAACAUUUGAGAAUAUUCAUAAGCAUGACCUAGCUGAUGUAGUCAAAGGAGAGUUACAAGGUAUCAAUGGUGGACAAGAGCUCGCACAUACACUAUUACGAACACACGCAUCAGCCAGACAACUUUCCGAUAAAAAAGAAUUACAAUUUAUCACAUCGUAUCAAUUAUCUUAUCAGAAUCUCAAACGGUCAGCGCGUAUUUUGCGCACCUAUGUUUCCAAUAAACACGAUCCAGUAUUUGCUAUAAAACCGGCUGUUUUUCGAAGUUAUCUUGAUCCGAUAUUGAAUGAAGGUGGAAAAACUGCGUUGCUUGAUGCAUUGGCCGUGCAUUUAUUACAUUCGGAAUUGAACAAAGCUUCGUUUACUACUCUACCAAUCAUAACCAUCGAAGAUCAACAACAACAAAUGGAUUGGUAUGCUCCAGCACAGAACCUUCACGAAUUGAUCGCAUCUAUUGAAGAAUGUGUGAUUGAUCUUCACUUGAAGAUCGUCACGACUCACAUACAUGAAGACAUAUGUAAAAAACAAGAAUUUACCGAUUAUGGCAUCAGUCUACUUGAUUAUCUGCAACCGUUGGUCAAAACUAAACAAGAAAAUCAAUCUGAUGAAGGUCUGCACUUCGAAGCAUCGUCAAUUCGAUCGAAAUUAUUAACCAACGAUGUACAACAGUCAUUAGAAUUCAGCUCGCAUCUGAAAAAAUGGUUCUUCAAAACACAUCAGUAUCUUCACNUGGAAAAAAUCAAUAUAUUUCAUUUUGAAAUCGGUGAAAAAGCUCGAUUAAGACAAAUCGGACGAGUGGGCGGACCAUAUGACUUUAAUCUUCGUGAUAUCGAGAAAUUAUCGCAAUUGAUUGGAGCGCUUUCUCUGACGCAUCGUGCGCAUAUGAAUCUUUCCGAGGAAGUUAAACCAACCAAUCAAGCUGAUGACGAAAAUCUGCGUCGAAUCGAAGAACAAAAUAUCAUUCGUAGCUUGCGGGUUUAUCUUGACAUUGUUUAUGCUUCUCGAUUCGAAAGUAUUCAAGAUCAGGGUGAGGUACGUGAUAUGAUUAAAAAGAUGUUUCCAUUGGACACAAGUCCGACUAGUUCAAUAGCUCAGAACCAAACAGAGCUGAUUGACAGUGAUUUAAAUUUGCAAGGUUAUGUCCGUCUCGGAUUCGUCUAUAUCGAGAAAAAGGAAUACCAGUCAGUUUAUCGACCUUUAAUUCACAGUCAACGAACAUUAGAAAAACUACAAUUAUUAGCAGCAGCAACAGUCAGCAAAGCCACUGUCUUAAUCGAAGGUGGUGACUGUUCAGGAAAAACUGCACUUGUGUGCGAACUGGCGCGAUUGUGUGGUCGACGAUUACUUGUUUUAAAUUUAAAUCAUGAAACAACAACUUCCGAUUUACUUGGCUCAUGGACAGUGAUUAACAAGCAAUCAUAUGAAAAAAGGCGAAAGCAAACUAGCAAACAAUUGCUCAGUGAUAUUGUUCGUUUUGCAUUAGCAGUUCUUAUUCCAUUAUCACAAAGAUUUUAUGAAAUCGAGCAACUCAUUCGAACGAUUACACGCUUGAUCCAUCAGUGGGAACACGAAAAUACUGACCAAGCUCAAGAUGCUUUUCAACAAUGUCGUUCAUUUCUGGAACAUGAAUUGAAACAGGCGGAUGAAGUUCAUGGACAAGCGAUCGUAGAAGAAAUAGAGAAAUAUUUGAAUACACUCGAUCAAGUUGAAGAUGAAUUUAAAUUGGUCAAAAAUCUUGGUGAAGGGUUAACAUUCACAUUUAAUAAAGGACCAUUGAUCCAAGCAAUGGAACGUGGAGAUUGGAUUCUAUUCGACAAUAUCAAUUGCGCACGUGGAGAUGUUAUUGAACGUCUGAAUUCCUUAGCUGAAGCCGAUCCCACAUUGACUCUAUACGAGUCAUCAGAAGCAGAACAAUACAGCCGUGGCAACGGUAUACAUAAAGAUUUUCGCUUAUUUGCCAUCGCCAAUAAUAAUCGUAAGAUGGCAAAUAAAUUAUCCAGUGCUUGGCGAAAUCGAUGUUUAAUUAUUCGAAUGCAGCCAUUGGAUAAUCAAUUAACAUUUGAGAAUAUUCAUCAACAUGACCUAGCUGAUGUAGUCAAAGGAGAGUUACAAGGUAUCAAUGGUGGACAAGAGCUUGCACAUACACUAUUACGAACACACGCAUCAGCCAGACAACUUUCCGAUAAAAAAGAAUUGCAAUUUAUCACAUCGUAUCAAUUAUCUUAUCAAAAUCUCAAACGGUCAGCGCGUAUUUUGCGCACCUAUGUUUCGAAUAAACACGAUCCAGUAUUUGCUAUAAAACCGGCUGUCUUUCGAAGUUAUCUUGAUCCGAUAUUGAAUGAAGGUGGAAAAGCUGCGUUGCUUGGUGCAUUGGCCGUGCAUUUAUUACAUUCGGAAUUGAACAAAGCUUCGUUUACUACUCUACCAAUCAUAACCAUCGAAGAUCAACAACAACAAAUGGCUUGGUAUGCUCCAGCACAGAACCUUCACGAAUUGAUCGCAUCUAUUGAAGAAUGUGUGAUUGAUCUUCACUUGAAGAUCGUCACGACUCACAUACAUGAAGACAUAUGUAAAAAACAAGAAUUUACCGAUUAUGGCAUCAGUCUACUUGAUUAUCUGCAACCGUUGGUCAAAACUAAACAAGAAAAUCAAUCUGAUGAAGGUCUGCACUUCGAAGCAUCGUCAAUUCGAUCGAAAUUAUUAACCAACGAUGUACAACAGUCAUUAGAAUUCAGCUCGCAUCUGAAAAAAUGGUUCUUCAAAACACAUCAGUAUCUUCACUCCAACAAGAUUAUUCUCUCAUUCGAUAGAACUGAAGAUUCAUUGAAUUUACUAAAUGUAACCAGUACCGAAUGUUACAAACGAAUCAUUGAAUUCGCACAAGGAACUUCAUUUCUCGAUGCACAACAUCGUUUGACUGAAUUACAGCAAGUCAAUAACACAGUUAAUCAAUUAUCCUCUCUUUCACGAAAACUCCAAUCAAUCUGCAAAAUUUCUCAUUCAUUAAAUCCACUGAAAUGGUGCGCCCAAAUUCAAGAGUCGAUCAGUAUCCUUUUGAUCACUGAAACAUAUAUGAAAUGGGUUGCUUUUCCAUGUCAACCAAUGGCAAAGAACGAUUUGCAUAUCGUUUCCCAAACUCAAGAAUCCAUUCGACAACGAAAUCAAACGAAUGUUGAUGAUGACCAACAGGAAUCGAAGUCGGCUUUGAAACUAAUCAAUGUCCAUUUACAGAAAGUUCAGUCCAUUCCGAUCAUCUCAUCUGCUGAUCAACGUUUGGACAUCAUGUCAAAAUUGUACCAUUAUCUAUCCGUGACAGAAGAUGACAAAUACAUUUUAUUAGCGGCGUCGAAGUUAGAAUUGAAUGUUGCGUGUAAACUAACGAUGAAUUUCACGAUCAAAUCACAGUUUAUCGAAAAGAUGGAUGAACAGCAAACAUUAUUAAAUUCGUCGAAUUUACUCGCGAGUUUGAACUGCCUGUAUUUCAUGCAUACAAUUCUGCGUGAGAUCUACGCAGAGAUCAAGUCAUGCCAUGGACAAAUCGAUAAAAUUCGUGACAAAUACGAUUCCGAAAAAAAUAAAUUAAGUGGGAAUGUCAGCGAGAUUGAUUUAGAAAUCGAAAAGAUUUGUGCGAAGCGAGAUCAGUUAUUCGAACCGCGAUCUCCAAGUGAUGAAACGAUUAGCAUCGAAGAUGAACUAGAGAAACUUCGAAGUGAAGAACAAAAACUAGUCGAUGAAAAAGAGCGUCAUUCGCGUGCGCUGAAAGCAAUUGAAGGCAUCUAUGAAGAUGUGUACAAUUUAUUCUUAUCACUACGAGAAAGUUUGAAGAAGUUUCAAGCAAACGGAUGGUUCCAAACCAUUCGGGAAUACGGUCGACGUCGGCAAGAGAAUCAAAUAAGUGAAUUGCUGGAAAUCAUGUCACGAAUCUAUAGAGCAGAAUACGAAUUGAACUUAACUUAUUCAUCGUCAAACAAAAUUGACGAAGAACAAAAACAAUUGAAACCGGAAGUUCUACGACAAACUGUUUUCAAUCAAAUGAACUUCGAUGAUAUCAACACUCCGCAUGGGCGUGCAAGUUUGACGCUGAUGCAACUGAUCUAUCCAAAUUUAUUCCAGCAAAAUAUGUUAAUCUAUGUGUUGAAGGAAGAUACACUGAAAACAAUCAUCGAAAAAUGUUUAGAAACAGAAACGACAAUCGAUAUUCUCAUCAAUGUUCAGCUAACAAAUAUUUUACUUGUCGAUAAACGGAAGUAUAACCGAUAUACGACAGAUGAAACUGGAAUGGCACGCUUAAACGAACAACUUCUUCUCCAACAUUUUGCCAUCAAUUAUGGAAGCGAGAAAACGUCACUUGACGAUGUUUUCAUUCAAUUUGCUGAUCGAUUUGUCACUGAAGUCAAACAGCGGUCUUCAAGUACAGAAAUCGAUACACAACGACAAAUUAUUCCACUGGAAAUCGAUCCGACAAUGUUUCAAUUUGCUUUGUCAUGUUUCAUUCAGAAGAUGAUUGAACAUCGACCCAUGGAAGAUUUUCUCAUUGAACCCAGUCAGAUCGAACGAUUGGAUCAAGAUAUUCAACGAUGGAUGCGAGAACAACAAUCAGCAGGUACAAUUCGUACUGAACAAGUCUACGACAAUCAGGUGGAAAACGAUAUUCAGAAGGAUAUCUCAUUUUUCUUGAAUAUCAUCGAACAGACAGAAUAUGUUGCUAAACAAACAUUGACAUCUACCGAUAUUAACUUUAGAGAACUUAUUCAAACGGUAAACAAAGCGCGAACCACUCUGACACUGCCGAUUCUGGAGAAGCUCGAGAAGAAAUUAGACGAUACGUUAGUUCUAUGUGUGCCGAAAGAACCCAUUGCGAAAGCACGAACAUUGACUAUUGUCGAAGCAAAACAAUUUCGUUAUCCCGUUUUAAAUCUUCUCAAAUCACAUCUCGCCGAUUCAGAAACGAAAUUUCAUGCUUGCAUUUCGACAUUCAUCGAUCGUAUCCACAUGAUUCAGGCGAAAUUUCUACAAACUCUUUUGAUGCACCAAUCGAACAUGAACGAAAUCGAUCUAUAUAAAAAAUCGCAUCAAAUAUCGAAGCUAUUGAUUUCAAUUGUCGAAUUCGUUAUGAACAACAUCGAUGCGUAUGGACUUACGACCUCAGUGGAACGUUUCUACCAAAGUAUUCAAUCAUUCGAGCGCGAGAUUAUCGAACAAGUUGCGCAUAUACAGUCCAAACCAGAAGAAGAAUUGACUGUAGAAGAUAAGCAUAGUUUCCAAUUGUUUACGAAAACUGAACUCGAAGAUGCGAUUCAACAUGUUGCUGUUAAUUCAACUGAAAACAACAACCCGACAACAAUCAUGGAACAGACCGAACCGAAAAUAACUAAGAAGAACGCCGAAGAAACGAUGCUCGAACGUCAAAAUGAAGAAUUAACAAAAGUUGAAAAAGAGCUCGAGCAACUACGACAAUUGGCGAAACAAAACGGCCUCUCCAGAAUUCAGUAUGCAAUCGUUAUGCUACUCAUGGAAUUGAAUGAAAUCAAACGUAAUAAAAACGUGUUGAACGAAGUUAGUUUAUUGAAAUGGAGAAACUAUCCAAAACAAUUGCAACGUCGAAUUGCGAGUGAAUCAAUCGAACAUAAGAAAACCGAUAUUUUCAAUAUUAAACGAGUGAAAUACGAGAAGACAUUCGAAAUCACUCCCGAAAUGCUUGACAAAUCGACUUAUCAUUCCAGUGGAAGCGAACAUCGACUUUCCGAAGAAGAUCGAAGAAAUCUUUUGACUUCAGCGAACUCGUUAACCGAUGGAACAUGUUCAGAAAAGGAUAUCAUAUUGGAAUUUCUCACUGAAUACUUCCACCAACAAACAUUCGAAUCCAUGUGGAAAAAUGUCGAAAAGAUAAUCUAUGACUUCUGCUCUCCAACGGAACAAAAUCGCUCGAGCCAAUGGAUUAUCGACAACUUAAAACAUCUCAUGGCAAUCUUUAUCUUUCUCGACUCAGCUUCACUAGCUGAAAUUUGCAAAGAUUUGUUGCAAUUCUGCCAAGAGCACGCACACGAUCAAACUGAACAAUUUCAUUUACCAACAUCGAAAUUAGAACUUCUUCGUACGAAAACUUUGGAAAACGCCAUUCAGCAACGCGCGAGUCAAUUGCAAAAGCUUAAUCCAUGUGACAAAUCGAAACUUCUGCUGAUCUCAUUCGAGGAUCAAGAUAGUCAAACAUAUGAAUUAGUACAUAUCUAUCCACGUUUGAUUCGAUUAUAUGAGCAACAUAAAACGCUAACACGAAUUUUACAUGAUCAGUCAAAUUAUAAUCAAGAAAUAGGUUUGCAGCUGUUAUACCUUCGACUAUCCGAUUGUAUUGCUCUUCUUUUCCCUGAGUUGCCAAUACUCUUCAUGAGUUCACUACAAUUAGAUGACUUUGACUUCGAAAAAGUUCAUCAUCUAGAGACUUAUCUCUCCAGUCAAGAAUUUCGAAUAUCGAUUAAAGAUUUGUACGAGAAACGGUUUGUUUUACAAGCCACGACAGGUGAUUCGAUAUCUCUUCUUUCCAGCAACAACGAAACAGCCAGUCAGACACUAAUCGACGCGUUGAAAAACGUUGUUCAAACAAUGACAAACGUGGCAACUAUCGAAGAUCUACAUAAACAUUGGCUCUCUCAGUUAUUUGAAAGCAAUGAAUAUCAUGCAUUUUUCGCAUUGGAAAUGCAGUUAUUCGUAAGUAAUUUCUUCGAUGAAAUGAAAGAUAAUCUAUCGGAACUCAAAAAUAAGUUCAACGAUACAGGAACUGUCAAAGCAACGAACUACUUGAAAUUUUCCGACUCGAUUGUCACUGAAUGUGGGCAAGAACUUCAUCGAUGCCGGUCGCGAAAAGUAACCGUUGAAAAAGAAUUGAAUGAAUUACCGUCGUCUAGUACUAGACGAGAUGAUUUAGAAAGAUCUGUUGAGAAGGCCACUCGAGAAUAUAACAACAUCGAAAAAGAGUAUCAAAUGAAAUUGAAUAAAGUUGCGAACGAACAGAUACGUCGACUGUUACAAGUCAAUCGUCAGUUACAAGUCAAAGGAAGUGCUUUGUCAUUGGAAAUCAUCGACAAGAUCCAAAACAAACAGCGUGAAGGAGUUGAAAACCAAGACAAGCAACAGGUUUACACAUCCAGCGAAUUCUAUGCGUAUUUAUUCCAGGCGAAAGCCACUCUACUCAAACUUGACAAGGCACAAUUCGAGAAAGUCAGAACUCGAGUUCAGCAAAUUCUCAAACAACUUCAGCAAGAACUCACACAAUGCUACGAUGAUUAUGAAAAAGCUCUGCAAUGGCUUCAAUCCGAUGAUAAGCUACACAAAAUCUUCCACAAUUAUCUGCUCGCUUACAAAUUAAUCCACAUUCAACUGUUUAAUUCCGUACGAAAUUGGCUACACGAUAUGAGCAAUCAACGAAAUUUGUAUUUGCAACAAAUGGAAGAUGUGAUCAAUCGAACAAACACGGCGAUUAUCGAAUCAACUGAGAUGAUCGAGCAGAUUAUCAAAGCACCACAUAUCACGGCGAUUGCAACAAGUCUGGAGACAGUUCAUGGAAGAGUCGAACAUCUCAGUCAAAUCGCCUUUCAGAUUAAUGAAGAUGCAAAUACCACACGUGUUGUCUAUUCUUCGAAAGUACUUUCGACUUUACUACAAUAUUGCGCAGGUUUAUACGCUCGUAUCGCAAUUUUCCUCUUUCAGCUGUUCAAAACUCAACAAACAAAUCCAUUAAUUUUCGGUCAAUUGAAAACCAUGUCAAUUCAAAUCAAUGAUCAGUCAUAUGAAUGGGAGGAUCACAUGAGACGAUUGAUCAGUCUCAGCGGAUAUCGUGAGCAUUCGGAUUUACCUGGCACAACCUUACCGGUCGAUGAAUAUUCCUUAAAAGAAUUUCAUAAAUCCCUCUCCUAUGAUUUUCGAAUGUUGCAACAUAGUUUCACCCUUCGAUAUAGCCAUACAUUCGGUGAAAUCUGUUACAAUCCGGCAGCACUAAUCGAUCAUGUCGAACGAAAAAUGAAAGAUCUUUUACAAAUUGGCGAUUGGAAUGAAGGUGGAAAGGCGACGGACGCACCAGCAAAAACAUAUCCUUUAGUGCAGGUCAGUUAUAACCUUAAUGUACUUGCUAAUAAUACUCAAUGUUUGAUAUCAAAACUCCUGGAAAAUCCGUCGGAUAUCUUGGAAAGCGACACGAUCAAAAAUUUACAACUAUUUUUAGAGAAUCUCAAACGUGCCAUAUGUUUAUCGUGUUCAUCGUCGUUAGACACAAUGCAUACGGAGUUCUUAGAUUAUAUUCAUAAAGAUCAUCUGGAUCUUUUGUUAGAACAAGGCCUUCAAUUCAUGAAGUGCUUAUUUAACGAACGAAAGAAAUUGAUCGAACCGUUGAGUCACAUUCGAUCAGUUUUAGAAAAUUUCAUCGACCAAUUUAUUCUAUUUUUCAUUCAGUUAAUUCAACAACAGCAACAAAAACAAGUCGAUAUCUUGGAAAAAGAUUACAACAAAACCAUCAAUACACGUGUGAGUUUCGAAGAUAUUCACUUAUUAGAAACAUUGUCCAAAGCGAAUUUGAUUCGUCAUUUUCGACUUGUGGAAGGCAUUGAUGUAGAAAUCGAUUGGUACAGUCAACUGGUACAAUUUCUUCUUCAAGGUUGGCUGCAAGCUUCGAAAAUUCUUCGCGCAUUUGCAGCUCCGUCCAGUGGAGAACAUGAUUCUACAUCGAAGCGUUUACGCUAUUCAUUUGUCUUCAAAUUAUUAAACGACGAAGGGCAACAAAUCUUCAUAUUUAUCAGACAAACUAUCGGACAACUAAAAGAAAAAUAUCCGAGAAGAGAAAUGCUUAACGAUGAACCUGUUGUUGUUUAUUUGAUUCGACUGACGAAAUUACUUCGAUAUGAAUUAUUGCGAAUGUCGACGGUUAAUUUGAAAGACUUGAAAAUUGAAUUGAAUAAAACAGUUCGAAACACUCUACGCCCGAAUGCAUCGCAAAUUCAAUCGAUCAGUGAUGAUUGGAGAAAAGAAAUUGAUCUAUUAUUAUUACAAAGAAAAAAAAUCAAAGAAUCAUGGCUAGACAAAAUUAGAACUGCAUAUAAAUUUCGUGUUCAGACGAUUGAAGAAGAAAAUGCACGAAAAAAGAAGGAACAUGAUUUAGCAUGUCGACAAGUGGAAGAAAGAAUUCAACGUACAAAACAACUUUCAUCUGACAUAUUCAAUGAUAUUAAACUCAUUGGACAACUUUUACACGAAUCGAAAUUUGCAUCGAGUAAAUUCGAGAUUGACAAUGUCGACACUCUACUUGGUGAGACAGUACAACUUGUAAGACGGCUGCUGAAAAUUCAAGAAACCAUUCCAAAAGAAUGCCGACUGGACGAUGACAAAGAAGGCAAAGAGUUAAUGAAUAUGAUUAGCAUAGAGUCAAUUCGAAUUGAAGUGAAAGAAGUAUGUUAUGGGAAUGUUAAACCUGACCACUUCCGAAGAGUAUGGUACAAGGCGGACGAUUGGGAUAAUCAAAUUCGACUUGUUCUAGAGGCAGAAGAUAAAAAAGAAAUUGAAGGUAUAGUAAAGCCAUUAAAUCAUACACAUUGGUCGAAAACGGUAAACAAUCUAUUUUCCCAUUCAAUACCGAUAUCAUUCGAUGGUAUUUCAACUGAAGCACGUCAAUUUUGGUAUUUAGAACUCCGAGCCGGUGAAGAAAGUAAGAACAAAUGGACGAAAAUGACCCGUAAGCGUUUGCAUGUUCUCGAAUCUCCAUUCUACGAUCAAAAAACAGAAUCUUACAAUUUCGGAUACCUUGAUGGAGGGAUCAUUUCAGUACAAUUUACGCCGAAUAUCAAUAUCGGCAUUUUUCAGGUAUCUGCUGAAGAUGCUUUCAAAAUGACCAUUGGGCCUGAUACUACAACUGAAGGAACAGUAAUAGUUAUAAGCGAAGACCGUUCCCUUACUUUAACUUUAAGAUUAGAAUAUCAAAAUCUUAGUUGCUUCGAAAGAAGAAGAAAACUGGAAAAAUGGCUAAUCGAGCUUCGAUCGAAAUGCGAAGAUAUCGAACGUAAAAAGCCGUAUGACUUUGAGAUGCCACGAGAACCCGUUGCCAAAGAGAUACCUCCUCCGGAAACAACGGAGAAUCUACCAGAGAUUGGAAUGAGAGCCGAUAUUCGAAACCUAGAUGUUUUAACACCGCCCACGCAUCAUUGUCUCAUGACUCAACUUCCACCGAAGCACGAACAAUUAGAUAAAAUAAUAACUCAAACGAUAGACAAUCUAAAUAAGAGUAUCAGCGAUGAUGAACUGAAUAAGAUUCAAGAUGGUAUUGUCCGACGAUUUGAUUCCGCUGAUAAUUUGAAACAAGGAAUUAAAGUGUUCAAAGAAACGUUCCGUUUCGACAAAUUAUUAUCCACUCUUUUACAUCUCCAUAAAAUAUCAAUAGAAACACAAAAAUCUCUUCGAUCCGGCAAAGAAUACGAAGAAAGAUUAAAGAGCAUUUGCGAUGAUCUGAUACGACACAGUUUUCUCAUCCGUUUAUCUGAAAAUGAAGGUACAAUAUCUCGAGAAUCAAUCGAAAAGCUCUACACGUCUGAAAUGAAAACAUUACUUCAAGAAGCAAGCUCGUUAGCAAAAAAAGAACUGACCUUCGGUAUACUUGUCUAUUGUUACUUGAUUUCAACAGAAUUGAAUCUUAUUCAACUGAUCGUUUAUUCACUUGAGACAAAAGAACACGCCGAACAAGCUCUACAAGAAAUCGAAAUAAUCAAACAAUACUGUCUCGACAAAACCCAACAGAUAUUCAUUGACGAUAAGCAGAUUGAUUCAUGUCGACGAAUUCUUCAAGAUACGAUCAAUCAAAUUCACGAACGAAAGAAACAGAUUCGCACGACAGUCCAUCAACCUACACGUCUAGCUAAUUUGAAUGAAAUCAGCAAAGCCAUCAAUGUCAAAUCGCUUUUGAAAUCAACUGGAUCACCAUUCAUGAAUAAGAUCACAAUUGAUAAACAAGACGGUGAAUACUUUCCUUCACAAACAUCGAUAAUAAUUCAAUUUGAACAAAUUAUUCAAAACUGGUCUUAUGCACAAUUGAAAACUAAAGCACUUGAACUUGUCAAUAAUACCGACGAUGAGCUCGAUUUUGAACUACUGUCUGUUACACAAGAACGUUCGUUGUCCGUCUUCACUGUCCAAUCCUCAUCGUCAACGAUCGAGCCACAUGAUUCGAAAACUCUCAAGAUACUACCCAAAAGCGAAGUAGGUGAAGGAAAAUAUCGAGAAGAAUGGAAAUUGCAACUGGCGAACAAACGAUUGUCGAUUGGGGUCAAGCUUUGUUGCGAAAUCAAACAAUUCUUUGUCGGGAUUGAUCUACCGUUAAUGACAACGAGAAGUGCGGAUGAGGAAAUCAAAACUUAUGAAAUCAAUUUCGGUACUGUUCUCGCCUGUCCUCGUGCACAGCGAUCUCGUUCAUUUACCAUCGAAAAUCCCAUGUCUCUCGAUCUCCGAGUUAAAUUACGUCGAGAAGAAGGCGCAACUGGCAAAUUCGAGAUCGACAAAGCAGACUUCCAUCUAUUUGCUUAUGAAUCCAAAGAGAUGACUAUCGACUGGCAUAUUCUCGACGUGAUACAAGAUUCGAAAUGUGUCUAUGAAAUCUACUUCAGUAAAGAUCUCAAAUAUCGAAUCAUCUGUUUAGGAAAAAUACGAAAGAUCUGCUACGACAUUCUGUAUAAAUCGAUACAUUUAUCAGAGAAACAAUAUCGCAGUGAACUACCGGCAUGUCUGCCUGAUACAAUUCAUUACGAAGAAUUGACAAUACACAACACAGGAGAAGUCAAAAUGACGAUAGAAUCAAAGGCGGAAAACAAAUCCACAGACGCAGUGACGAUCAGUUUAUCACAUAAUCAAGUUGUUUUAGAGCCAAAUGCAUUGGCAGUGUUAAAAAUCGAACUGCAAAUGAAUAAACCACACGGAAGUCUUGAAAAUAUUGUUAAUUUGAACUUUCCUGACUCAACUCAACGAUCAGCAUUUAAAUUCAUUCUGAAAACCUCAGCUGGCUGGCCUGAAUUAGAUCAAGACCUUCUCAAGCCCUUGAAAAUGUUGAAGGUCGAAGAAAAUGCAAAUGAAGAGACUGGUCAAAUUGUUUUGUUCAACAAAGGUUUAGUUGAAAUGCUAAUUGAUAAGUUUCAUUCCACUUCAUCACAUGUAUCCAUCGAAUAUUCAAAUCCCUAUCCACAUUCGAUAUUACCUCGUCAGAGGAUUGAAUAUGACUUCGUUUACAAAGUUCUGAAGAAACUCCCUUCGUUCGAUUGUGAGUUCGUCCUGCACACCAAUUGUAAAGAAUCCACACAGCGUAUUCCGUUUCAUUGUAAACGUUUAGCACCAAUUAUCGCUAUCGAUCAAAAUGUUUUACAUUGUGGCACAACACACCCUCUAGCGAAACAUUCCUUCGAAAUAAAAAUGAAAAAUGAUGGACAUGCACGUGGAAUACUAGAAUGCGAACCAUACGAGAAUGAUAAUGUUAUUUCCUUCAGAGUCAGUAAUGAUACUAAAAGUGUUCCGAUAGCUGCAUUGGAUUCACGAAAGAUCAAGUGUAUUGUCGAGAUUAAAAAGGCUGCGCCAUUAGGAGAUUUCAAGAUUGAUAUUCCGUUAGUAGUUUCAUCGAGCACAGGCUUACCAAAGAAAUACAAGUUGGUAGUAACUGGACGAACGAAACCAAAAGACGAAUCGAAAGGAUCGAGUUCACUUAUUGAUCUCCCAUCAUCAUCGCAGCAGAUAGCACAGUCAACGACUGGAAAACGAUUGAUGAGUUUACUUGAAGACGAAACCUAUGCAUAUCGGCGACGUGCAGCAACUGCCAUUGCUCCAAUCAUUACUCAACUCGAUGAAUUGAUACAUCAUGAACCUAAACCUUCGGAUAUUCCCGAUAAUUUGACAUGUGAUGAAAUUCUCUCUGAACUCGAAUCCGAUGAACGUGAAAUAUCUUCGUACACAGAAAAAGUUCAAGAGAGUGUCAAGAAAACCUUCGAUCUGUUUUCUGGAAAGCACUGGAGUAGUCUAUACAAAAGCAUCGACGGUCUGCACUUCGAAGCAUCGUCAAUUCGAUCGAAAUUAUUAACCAACGAUGUACAACAGUCAUUAGAAUUCAGCUCGCAUCUGAAAAAAUGGUUCUUCAAAACACAUCAGCAUCUUCACUCCAACAAAAUUAUUCUCUCAUUCGAUAGAACUGAAGAUUCACUGAAUUUACUAAGUGUAACCAGUGCCGAAUGUUACAAACGAAUCAUCGAAUUCGCGCAAGGAACUUCAUUUCUCGAUGCACAACAUCGUUUGACUGAAUUACAGCAAGUCAAUAACACAGUCAACCAAUUAUCCUCUCUAUCACGAAAACUGCAAUCUAUCUGCAAAAUUUCUCAUUCAUUAAAUCCACUGAAAUGGUGCGCCCAAAUUCAAGAGUCGAUCAGUGUCCUUUUAAUCACUGAAACAUAUAUGAAAUGGGUUGCUUUUCCGUGCCAACCAAUGGCAAAGAACGAUUUGCAUAUCGUUUCCCAAACUCAAGAAUCCAUUCGACAACGAAAUCAAACGAAUGUUGAUGAUGACCAACAGGAAUCGAAAUCGGCUUUGAAACUAAUCAAUGUUCAUUUACAGAAAGUUCAAUCCAUUCCGAUCAUCUCAUCUGCUGAUCAACGUUUGGACAUCAUGUCGAAAUUGUAUCACUAUCUGUCCGUGACGGAAGAUGACAAGUACAUUUUAUUAGCGGCAUCGAAGUUAGAAUUGAAUGUUGCGUGUAAACUAACGAUGAAUUUCACGAUCAAAUCACAGUUUAUCGAAAAGAUGGAUGAGCAGCAAACGUUAUUAAAUUCGUCGAAUUUACUCGCGAGUUUGAACUGUUUGUAUUUCAUGCAUACAAUUCUGCGUGAGAUCUACGCAGAGAUCAAGUCAUGUCAUGGACAAAUCGAUAAAAUUCGUGACAAAUACGAUUCCGAAAGCAAUAAAUUAAGUGGGAAUGUCAGCGAGAUUGAUUUAGAAAUCGAAAAGAUUCGUGUGAAACGAGAGAAGUUAUUCGAACCGCGAUCUCCCAGUGAUGAAACGAUUAACAUCGACGAAGAACUAGAGAAACUUCGAAGUGAAGAACAAAAACUAGUCGACAAAAAAGAGCGUCAUUCGCGUGCGCUGAAAGCAAUCGAAGGCAUCUAUGAAGAUGUGUACAAUUUAUUCUUAUCACUACGAGAAAGUUUGAAGAAGUUUCAAGCGAACGGGUGGCUCCAAACCAUUCGGGAAUACGGUCGACGUCGACAGGAGAAUCAGAUAAGUGAAUUGCUGGAGAUCAUCUCGCGAAUCUAUAGAGCAGAAUACCAAUUGAACCAAACCUAUUCGUCGUCGAAUAAAAUCGAUGACGAGCAAAAACAGCUGAAAUCGGAGGUUCUACGACAAUCUGUUUUCAAUCAAAUGAACUUUCAUGAUAUCAAUACUCCGCAUGGGCGCGCAAGUUUGACGCUGAUGCAACUGAUCUAUCCAAAUUUAUUCCAGCAAAAUAUGUUAAUCUAUGUGUUGAAGGAAGAUACACUGAAAGCAAUCAUCGAAAGAUGUUUAGAAACGGAAACGACAAUCGAUAUUCUCAUCAAUGUUCAGCUAACUAAUAUUUUACUUGUCGAUAAACGGAAGUACAACCGAUAUACGACAGAUGAAACUGGAAUGGCACGCUUAAACGAACAACUUCUUCUCCAGCAUUUUGCCAUCAAUUAUGGAAGCGAGAAAACGUCACUUGACGAUGCUUUCAUUCAAUUUGCUGAUCGAUUUGUCACUGAAGUCAAACAGCGGUCUUCAAGUACAGAAAUCGAUACACAACGACAAAUCAUUCAACUGGAAAUCGAUGAUCCGACAAUGUUUCAAUUUACUUUGUCAUGUUUCAUUCAGAAGAUGAUUGAACAUCGACCAAUGGAAGAUUUUCUCAUCGAACCCAGUCAGAUCGAACGGUUAGAUCAAGAUAUUCAACGAUGGAUUCGAGAACAACAAUUGGCAGGCACAAUUCGUACUGAACAAGUCUACGACAAUCAGGUGGAAAACGAUAUUCAGAAAGAUAUCUCAUUUUUCUUGAAUAUCAUCGAACAGACAGAAUAUAUUGCUAAACAAACAUUGACAUCUACUGAUAUUAACUUUAGAGAACUUAUUCAAACGGUAAACAAAGCGCGAACCACUCUGACGCUGCCGAUUCUGGAGAAGCUCGAGAAGAAAUUAGACGAUACGUUAGUCCUAUGUGUGCCGAAAGAACCCAUUGCGAAAGCACGAACAUUGACUAUUGUCGAAGCAAAACAGUUUCGUUAUCCCGUUUUAAAUCUUCUCAAAUCACAUCUCGCCGAUUCAGAAACGAAAUUUCAUGCUUGUAUUUCGACAUUCAUCGAUCGUAUCCACAUGAUUCAGGCGAAAUUUCUACAAACUCUUUUGAUGCACCGAUCGAACAUGAACGAAAUCGAUCUAUAUAAAAAAUCGCAUCAAAUAUCGAAGCUAUUGAUCUCAAUUGUCGAAUUCGUUAUGAACAACAUCGAUGCGUACGGACUUACGACCUCAGUGGAACGUUUCUACGAAAGUAUUCAAUCAUUCGAGCGCGAGAUUAUCGAACACGUUGCGCAUAUACAAUCCAAACCAAAAGAAGAAUUGACUGUAGACGAUAAGCAGAGUUUCCAAUUGUUUACGAAAACUGAACUCGAAGACGCGAUUCAACAUGUUGCUGUCAAUUCAACUGAAAACAACAACCCGACAACAACCAUGGAACAGACCGAACCGAAAAUAACUAAGAAGAAUGCCGAAGAAACGAUGCUCGAACGUCAAAAUGAAGAAUUAACAAAAGUUGAAAAAGAGCUCGAGCAACUACGACAAUUGGCGAAACAAAAUGGCCUCUCUAGAAUUCAGUAUGCAAUCGUUAUGCUACUCAUGGAAUUGAAUGAAAUCAAACGUAAUAAAAACGUGUUGAACGAAGUUAGUUUAUUGAAAUGGAGAAACUAUCCAAAACAAUUGCAACGUCGAAUUGCGAGUGAAUCAAUCGAACAUAAGAAAACCGAUAUUUUCAAUAUUAAACGAGUGAAAUACGAGAAGACAUUCGAAAUCACUCCCGAAAUGCUUGACAAAUCGACUCAUCAUUCCAGUGGAAGCGAAUAUCGACUUUCCGAAGAAGAUCGAAGAAAUCUUUUGACUUUAGCGAACUCGUUAACCGAUGGAACAUGUUCAGAAAAGGAUAUCACAUUGGAAUUUCUCACUGAAUACUUCCACCAACGAACAUUCGAAUCCAUGUGGAAAAAUGUCGAAAAGAUGAUCUAUGACUUCUGCUCUCCAACAGAACAAAAUCGCUCGGCUCAAUGGAUUAUCGACAACUUAAAACAUCUCAUGGCAAUCUUUAUCUUUCUCGACUCAGCUUCGCUAGCUGAAAUUUGCAAAGAUUUGUUGCAAUUCUGCCAAGAACACGCACACGAUCAAACUGAGCAAUUUCAUUUGCCAGCAUCGAAAUUAGAACUUCUUCGUACGAAAACUUUGGAAAAUGCCAUUCAGCAGCGCGCGAGUCAAUUACAAAAGCUCAAUCCAUGUGACAAAUCGAAACUUCUGCUGAUCUCAUUUGAGGAUCAAGAUAGUCAAACAUAUGAAUUAGUACAUAUCUAUCCACGUUUGAUUCGAUUAUAUGAGCAACAUAAAACGCUAACACGAAUUUUAUAUGACCAGUCAAAUUAUAAUCAAGAAAUAGGUUUACAACUGUCAUACCUUCGACUAUCCGAUUGUAUUGCUCUUCUUUUCCCUGAAUUGCCAAUACUCUUCAUGAGUUCACUACAAUUAGAUGACUUUGACUUCGAAAAAGUUCAUCAUCUAGAGACUUAUCUCUCCAGUCAAGAAUUUCGAAUAUCGAUUAAAGAUUUGUACGAUAAACGUUUUGUUUUACAAGCCACGACAGGUGAUUCAAUAUCUCUUCUUUCGAGCAACAACGAAACAGCCAGUCAGACACUAAUCGACGCGUUGAAAGCCGUUGUUCAAACAAUGACAAACGUGGCAACUACCGAAGAUCUACAUAAACAUUGGCUCUCUCAGUUAUUUGAAAGCAAUGAAUAUCAUGCAUUUUUCGCAUUGGAAAUGCAGUUAUUCGUGAGUAAUUUCUUCGAUGAAAUGAAAGAUAAUCUAUCGGAACUCAAAAAUAAGUUCAACGAUACAGGAACUAUUAUCAAAGCAACGAACUACUUGAAAUUUUCCGACUCGAUUGUCACUGAAUGUGGACAAGAACUUCAACGAUGCCGUUCGCGAAAAGUAACCGCUGAAAAAGAAUUGAAUGAAUUACCAUCGCACAGUGCUAGACGAGAUGAUUUACAAAGAUCUGUUGAGAAGGCCAAUCGAGAAUAUAACAACAUCGAAAAAGAGUAUCAAAUGAAAUUGAAUAAAGUUGCGAACGAACAGAUACGUCGAUUGUUACAAGUCAAUCGUCAGUUACAAGUCAAAGGAAGUGCUUUGUCAUUGGAAAUCAUCGACAAGAUCCAAGACAAACAGCGUGAAGGAGCUGAAAGCCAAGACAAGCAACAGGUUUACACAUCCAGCGAAUUCUAUGCGUAUUUAUUCCAAGCGAAAGCCACUCUACUCAAACUUGACAAGGCACAAUUCGAGAAAGUCAGAACUCGCGUUCAGCAAAUUCUCAAACAACUUCAACAAGAACUCACACAAUGCUACGACGAUUAUGAAAAGGCUCUGCAAUGGCUUCAGUCCGAUGAUAAACUACACAAAAUCUUUCACAAUUAUCUGCUCGCUUACAAAUUAAUCCACAUUCAACUAUUUAAUUCCGUACGAAAUUGGCUACACGAUAUGAACAAUCAACGAAAUUUGUAUUUGCAACAAAUGGAAGAUGUGAUCAAUCGAACAAACACAGCGAUUAUCGAAUCAACUGAGAUAAUCGAGCAGAUUAUCAAAGCACCACACAUCACGGCGAUUGCAACAAGUUUGGAGACAGUUCACGGAAGAGUCAAACGUCUCAGUCAAAUCGCCUUUCAGAUUAAUGAAGAUGCAAAUACCACCCGUGUUGUCUAUUCUUCGAAAGUACUUUCGACUUUACUACAAUAUUGCGCAGGUUUAUACGCUCGUAUCGCAAUUUUCCUCGUUCAGCUGUUCAAAACUCAACAAACAAAUCCAUUAAUUUUCGGUCAAUUGAAAACCAUGCCGAUGCAAAUCAAUGAUCAGUCAUAUGAAUGGGAGGAUCACAUGAGACGAUUGAUCAGUCUCAGCGGAUAUCGUGAGCAUUCGGAUUUACCUGGCACAACCUUACCGGUCGAUGAAUAUUCGUUAAAAGAAUUUCAUAAAUCUCUCUCCUAUGAUUUUCGAAUGUUGCAACAUAGUUUCAUCCUUCGAUAUAGCCAUACAUUCGGCGAAAUCUGUUACAAUCCAGCAGCACUGAUCGAUCAUAUCGAACGAAAAAUGAAAGAUCUUUUACAAAUUGGCGAUUGGAAUGAAGGUGGAAAGGCGACGGACGCACCAGCAAAAACAUAUCCUUUAGUGCAGGUCAGUUAUAACCUUAAUGUACUUGCUAAUAAUACUCAAUGUUUGAUAUCAAAACUCCUGGAAAAUCCGUCGGAUAUGAUGGAAAGUGACACGAUCAAAAAUUUACGACCAUUUUUGGAGAAUCUCAAACGUGCCAUAUGUUUAUCGUGUUCAUCGUCGUUAGACACAAUGCAUACGGAGUUCUUAGAUUAUAUUCAUAAAGAUCAUCUGGAUCUUUUGUUAGAACAAGGCCUUCUAUUCAUGAAGUGUUUAUUCGACGAACGAAAGAAAUUGAUCGAACCGCUGAGUCACAUUCGAUCAGUUUUAGAAAAUUUCGUCGACCAAUUUAUUGUGUUUUUCAUUCAGUUAAUUCAACAACAGCAACAAAAACAAGUCGAUAUCUUGGAAAAAGAUUACAACAAAACCAUUAAUAUGCGUGUGAGUUUCGAAGAUAUUCACUUAUUAGAAACAUUGUCCAAAGCGAAUUUGAUUCGUCAUUUUCGACAUAUGGAAGGCAUUGACGUAGAAAUCGAUUGGUACAGUCAACUGGUACAAUUUCUUCUUCAAGGUUGGCUACAAGCUUCGAAAAUUCUUCGCGCAUUUGCAGCUCCGUCCAGUGGAGAACAUGAUUCUACAUCGAAGCGUUUACGCUAUUCAUUUGUCUUCAAAUUAUUAAAUGACGAAGGGCAACAAAUUUUCAUAUUUAUCAGACAAACUAUCGGACAACUAAAAGAAAAAUAUCCGAGAAGAGAAAUGCUUAACGAUGAACCUGUUGUUGUUUAUUUGAUUCGACUGACGAAAUUACUUCGAUAUGAAUUAUUGCGAAUGUCGACGGUUAAUUUGAAAGACUUGAAAAUUGAGUUGAACAAAACAGUUCGAAACACUCUACGCCCGAGUGCAUCGCAAAUCCAAUCGAUCAGUGAUGAUUGGAGAAAAGAAAUUAAUCUUCUAUUAUUGCAACGGAAAAAAACCAACGAAUCUCUGUUAGAAAAAAUAAAAGAUCGAUACAGAAUUCAUGUUCAAACGAUUGAAGAAGAAAAUGCAAGGAGAAAACAGGAACAUGGUUUGGCAUGUCGACAAGUGAAAGAAAGAAUUCAACGUACAAAGCAACUUUCAUGUGAGAUUUUCAACGAUAUCAAACUCAUCGGACAACUUUUACACGAAUCGAAAUUUGCAUCGAGUAAAUUCGAGAUUGACAAUGUCGACACUCUACUUGGUGAGACAGUACAACUUGUAAGACGGUUGCUGAAAAUUCAAGAAACCAUUCCAAAAGAAUGCCGACUGGACGAUGACAAAGAAGGCAAAGAGUUAAUGAAUAUGAUUAGCAUAGAGUCAAUUCGAAUUGAAGUGAAAGAAGUAUGUUAUGGGGAUAUUAAGCCUGAACAUCAUAGAGGAAUAUUAGUUUAUAAUUGGGACAGUCAAAUUCGACUUGUUUCAGAGGGAGAGAAUAAAAAGGAAAUUGAAGGUAAAGUGAAAUCAUUGAAUCACACACAUUUGUCGAAAACGGUAUACAAUCUAUUCUCCGAAAUAAUACCUACUUUAUUCGAUGGUAGUUCAACGGAAGCACACCAAUCUUGGUAUUUAGAACUCCAAGCUGGUGAAGAAAGUAAAAAUAAAUGGACGAAGAUGACUCGUAAGCGUUUGAAUGUUCUCGAUUCACCCUUCUAUGAUAAAAAAACCGAAUCUUACAAAUUCGGGUACCGUGACACUGGAACCAUUUCAGUACAAUUUACGCCGAAUAUCAAUAUUGGUAUGUUUCAGGCAUCCGCCGAAGAUAUGUGCAAAAUGAUAAUUGAACCUGAUACAACAAUCGAAGGAACAACAGUGAUUAUAAGUGGAGAUCGUUCCCUUGCUUUAAGGCUAGAAUACCAAGACCUUACUCGAUUUGAUAGAAGAAGAAAACUGGAAAAAUGGUUAACGGAGCUUCGACUUAAAUGUGCGGAUAUCGAAAGUAAUAAGUCGUAUGACUUUGAGAUGCCACGAGAGCCUGUUGCCAAAGAGAUACCUCCUCCCGAAGCGACAAAUGACCUACCAGAGAUUGGAAUGAGAGCCGAUACCCAAAAACUGAACGUAUCAACACCACCCACGCAUCAUUAUCUCAUGACUCAACUCCCGCCGAAACACGAACAAUUAGAUAAAAUAAUCACUCACACAAUAGACACCUUGAAUAAGAGUAUCAGCGAUGAUGAACUGAAUAAGAUUCAAGAUGGUAUUGUCCGACGAUUUGAUUCCGCUGAUGAUUUGAAACAAGGAAUUAAAAUGUUCAAAGAAACGUUCCGUUUCGACAAAUUAUUAUCCACUCUUUUGCAUCUCCAUAAAAUAUCAAUAGAAACACAAAAAUCUCUUCGAUCCGGCAAAGAAUACGAAGAAAGAUUGAAGAGCAUUUGCGAUGACCUGAUACGACACAAUUUUCUCAUCCGUUUAUCUGAAAAUGAAGGUACAAUAUCACGAGAAUCAAUAGAAAAGCUCCACACGUCUGAAAUGAAAACAUUACUUCAAGAAGCAAGCUCGUUAGCAAAAAAAGAACUGACCUUCGGUAUACUUGUCUAUCGUUACUUGAUUUCAACAGAAUUGAAUCUUAUUCAACUGAUCGUUUAUUCACUUGAAACAAAAGAAAAUGCCGAACAAGCUCUACAAGAAAUCGAAAUAAUCAAACAAUACUGUCUCGACAAAACCCAACAGAUAUUCAUUGGCGAUAAGCAGAUUGAUUCAUGUCGACGAAUUCUUCAAGAUACGAUCAAUCAAAUUCACGAACGAAAGAAACAGAUUCGCACGACAGUCCAUCAACCUACACGUCUAGCCAAUUUGAAUGAAAUAAGCAAAGCCAUCAAUGUCAAAUCGCUUUUGAAAUCAACUGGAUCACCAUCCAUGAAUAAGAUCACAAUUGAUAAACAAGACGGUGAAUACUUUCCUUCACAAACAUCGAUAAUCAUCCAAUUCGAACAAAUUAUUCAAAACUGGUCUUAUGCACAAUUGAAAACUAAAGCGCUCGAACUUGUCAAUAAUACCGACGAUGAGCUCGAUUUCGAAAUCCUACCUGUUACACAAGAACGUUCGUUGUCCAUCUUCACUGUUCAACAUCCGUCGUCAACGAUCGAACCUCAUGAUUCGAACAUUCUGAAGAUAAUCCCGAAAAGCGAAGUAGGUGAAGGGAAAUAUCGAGAAGAAUGGAAAGCACAACUGGCGAACAAACGAUUGUCGAUUGUGGUCAAGCUUUGUUGCGAGAUCAAACAGUUCUUUAUCGGAAUCGAUUUACCAUUGAUGAAAACAAAAGGCGCAGAUGACCAAAUCAAUACGUAUGAAAUCAAUUUUGGUACUGUUCUCGCGUGUUCUCGUUCACGGCGAUCUCGUUCGUUCACCAUCGAAAAUCCCAUGUCUCUCGAUCUCCGAGUUAAAUUACGCCGAGAAGAAGGCGCAACUGGCAAAUUCGAGAUCGACAAAGCGGACUUCCAUCUAUUUGCUUAUGAAUCCAAAGAGAUGACUAUCGACUGGCAUAUUGUCGACAUGAUACAAGAUUCAAAAUGUGUCUAUGAAAUCUACUUCAGUAAAGAUCUCAAAUAUCGAAUCAUCUGUUUAGGAAAAAUACGAAAGAUCUGCUACGACAUUAUGUAUAAAUCGAUACAUUUAUCAGAGAAACAAUAUCGCAGUGAACUACCGGCAUGUCUGCCUGAUACAAUUCAUUACGAAGAAUUGACAGUACACAACACAGGAGAAGUCAAAAUGACAAUAGAAUCGAAGGCGGAAAACAAAUCCACAGACGCAGUGACGAUCAGUUUAUCACAUAAUCAAGUUGUUUUAGAGCCAAAUGCAUUGGUGGUGUUAAAAAUCGAACUGAAAGCGAGUAAAUCACAUGAAAGUCUUGAAAAUGUUAUUAAUUUGAACUUUCCUGACGCAAAUCAACGAUCAGCAUUUAAAUUCAUUCUGAAAACCUCAGCUGGCUGGCCUGAAUUAGAUCAAGAUCUUCUCAAGCCCUUGAAAACGUUGAAGGUCGAAGAAAAUGCAAAUGAAGAGACCGGUCAAAUUGUUUUGUUCAACAAAGGUUUAGUUGAAAUGCUAAUUGAUGAGUUUCGUUCCACUUCACCACAUGUAUCCAUCGAGAAUUCAAAUACCUAUCUACAUUCGAUAUUACCUCGUCAGAGAAUUGAAUAUAAAUUCAUUUACAAAGUUCAGAAGAAAUUUCCUUCAUUCGAUUGCGAAUUUGUUCUUCACACCAAUUGUAAAGAACCCAUGCAACGUAUUCCAUUUAAGUGCAAACGUUUAGCACCAAUCAUCACUAUCGAUCAGAAUGUUUUGCAUUGUGGCACAACAUAUCCUUCUAACAAGCAUAUCUUCGAAAUAGCAAUGAAGAACGAUGGACACGCACGUGGACAACUAGAAUGCGAACCAUAUGAGAACGAUGACGUCAUUUCCUUCAGAAUCACCAAUGAUACUAAAAGUGUUCCGAUAGCUGCAUUGGAUUCACGAAAGAUCAAAUGUAUUGUCGAGAUUAAAAAGUCUGCGCCAUUGGGAGAUUUCAAGAUUGACCUACCAUUAACAAUUCGAUCAGGAACAGGUUUAUCAAAGAAAUACAAGUUGGUAGUAACUGGACGAACUAAACCAAAAGACGAAUCGAAAGGACCGAGUUCACUUAUUGAUCUCCCAUCAUCAUCGCAGCAGAUAGCACAGUCAACGACUGGAAAACGAUUGAUGAAUUUACUUGAAGAUGAAACCUAUGCAUAUCGGCGACGUGCAGCAACUGCUAUUGCUCCAAUCAUUACUCAACUCGAUGAAUUAAUACAUCAUGAACCUAAACCUUCGGAUAUUCCCGAUAAUUUGACAUGUGAUGAAAUUCUCUCUGAACUCGAAUCCGAUGAACGUGAAAUAUCUUCGUACACAGAAAAAGUUCAAGAGAGUGUCAAGAAAACCUUCGAUCUGUUUUCUGGAAAGCACUGGAGUAGUCUAUACAAAAGCAUCGACGGUAUUUUGAACGAACAAUUGGCGCCGGCGAUCAUCGGUUCACCCUAUAAGAGCGAAUCAGAGAAUCUUCUAUUACCUCUUGAAUGUGCAAAGAAAUUAUCUGUUCUCUUCGAAGAACAAUCACGAACAAGCGACAAGCAGAUCCUAGGACGUCUAUUGGAAUAUGAACAUCAUUCUUUCGAGAGAAAUGCCGAUGAUUUGACAGCUAGAAAACGUUUACUCGAUUACACAACGGAAUUGAUUUCAAAUCAAAAUACACAACUGACAGGCAAAGAGAAACAACAGAUGAAAAUGUUUACAGAUAAAGUUGCGAAUGUCGUGCAGUGUAUCGAGGAAAAAGGCCAUCCGGAACAAGCAUUCAGUAACUUGAUAUCCGAAAUGAAAACAGAAACUAAUGGAAACUCUGUGAGUUUUCUCGAUCAAAUCUUACAAUUAGCAGUGAAUGAAACACCAUUAGAUGAGAAGACGGUUUUACAAAAACUAUACGAAUCCGAUGUACCACUAGUCGACACGGAAUUAGUUACACAAGCCAUUUCCGCUUCGGAAAAUGAACUUUCAGCUAGAUCAGCACUCGACUUCCUGCAAACACAUUUGGAUGAUUCAGAGGAGGCAAUGAAUGCAAUUGAAUUAAUGAAGCUAAGUGAAAAAUUAUCACAUGAAGAUUAUCAACCAUCCGUGAGAGAUAUCGCAACACUACCCUAUGUCAUGGCUUCAUUGUCAUCAGAUUUAGAAGCGAAUGAAAAAGAAAAUAUUCGUGGUUUCCAACGUCUAAUCUCAAACUUAACUAAUGGUAUUAAAAAAUUAGCCGAUUCGAGUUGUGACUGGUCGAAGUUCAUCGAAGAUCUAUGUGCGACAUUGAGUCUACAUAUUGAUAAAACAAUCGUCAAUUCAUUGAGAACUGUUUUGACUAUAGUCCUAUUAGUAGAUCGAACAUCUAUCUGCAGCAAGGAAACGUAUAUUGCUAUCGUUUCAGCAAUGUUAAAUUUUGGCAAUGAUCGUUGCCGAAGUUUAUCAUCCGAUUUGGAAAAACUAACUGUACAAAGAGAUCCAUUUGAUCUCUUUGAAACAAUCUUAUCAGUUACUUACAAUUGCCGUCGAUUGAAAGCAACACAAGUUACAUGGAUCAAAGUGAUUCGUGAUACAAUGACAACAUUUCGAUCGCCAUCUCAUUCACCAAAAUCGCUCGUCAGUCUCGUUAGAACAUUGGAAGAUUCGUUGCUAGAACAAUUAGGAGUAUCUGAGCAUAAGAAAUUGCAUGAUACUCUCGCAGCGAUCAUAUCCGAUAUGGAAAAAAGCCACACUCUUGGAGUAAUGCAAAGUGUUUCUGAUCUAUGUGACUUGAUGCAUCCGGAAAAUACCGAACAAAAAGCAAACAGUGUAUUCAUACAAAUCAUCUCGAAUAUCGAUACAGUGGCCAUGACGCAAAUGGAAGUGUUAGAACUAGGUAUUCAGUUAACGAGCCGGUUAAAUGAUGGUGGCAACGGACGCAAGACUCUCGAUCAUUUGAAUACAUUACUCGAGUCUUAUCAAAAUUUAAUGCCCGUGAUGAACGGUGAAUUAACUCGAUCCAACGUGUCACAGUUAGUUGAACAAACGAUUCAGUGCAUUCCUGAUGAAACUACCAAAGAACUUUUGAGACCAAUUUCAACUGUCUUGCAUAGAUUGAGUACCAGUGAACGUGUCACUAUGGAGACUGUUGUUAAUCUUCUAGAUAUCAUUCCAGAUCAACAUUUAUCCGAACAUGUCAAAUGUAUUUUCUCAACGGCACCGGAAAUACUCAAUGGUGACAUCAAGCAGUCGGUGAUGGAAUUAGCACAACAACUAAUUAGUAGCGAACUGGCAGAUGUUAGUGAAAUAAGUCUGAAAACAAUCAUGGAUCAAGGCGUUUCUGCACCAACGAAAGCAUUAAAAUCNAGCUAG